Messenger RNA from Saccostrea cuccullata (small rock oyster), 3591 nucleotides. RefSeq lists its product as uncharacterized. Bases 48 to 3521 code for a protein of 1157 amino acids. NCBI's taxonomy places the organism in Eukaryota, Metazoa, Mollusca, Bivalvia, Ostreida, Ostreidae. The record is from RefSeq and is a predicted model, not a curated record. Gene Ontology annotation, molecular function: catalytic activity. The transcript has a single exon.
AAUUUCAAAAUGAGUAAUCCAGUAUCCUUUAUCUCUAAUAUUACACCAUGAAAAAAUAUUCCAAACAUGUUGCAAAUAAUUCAAAUUUUUUGAAGUUGGGUAUGUGGAACAUAGAGGGCCUUUCAAGUGAAAAAAUCCAAGACCCCCUAUUUCAAGAGCAGUUGUCACAAUUUCACAUAGCUAGCCUAGUUGAAACCUGGUUAGGUGAAACAAAUCAAGGCAGUGCAUUUCCCAAUCACAUUUUAGUUCACUCAAGCUCUAGAAAAAAACAUAAAAAGGCAAGACGAUAUUCCGGUGGAAUACAUAUUUAUGCAAAACCUACAAUUAUAAGUGGUAUUAUACCAAUUAACAAUAGUCAUCCAGAUAUUUUAUGGAUCAAACUUGAUCAAAGUUUCUUUAGAUUACAAAGAGAUAUUUAUCUUGCAGUAGUUUAUAUAUCUCCCCAAUAUUCUAAUGGCAAUGUGAAUGACAUUGAACAAAUAUAUUCAGUUUUACUAAGUGACAUAGUAAAAUAUAGUAGAAACGGUGACGUAAUAGUUCAAGGUGACUUCAAUGCCUACACCAAUACCCAACCUGAUUUUGUUAUAUUUGAUUCUGAACGUAUUAAUUCAGAUGAUGUUCUUUAUCAACCAGAUAAAAUUUUGUCAAGAAAUAAUCUUGACCACAAGCACAUUAACAAUAGUGGCAAAAAUCUUCUGAACCUUUGUAAAGAAUCGGGUUUACGAAUCUUAAACGGUAGAACAACAGGUGAUCUAACAGGUCGACCCACCUGUAUAACCUAUAAUGGUUGCAGUCUAGUUGAUUAUUGUCUUGUAUCAAAAGACUUUCUAAAUUCAAUUGGUUAUUUUGAAGUACUAGAUUUUACUUCCCUAUCAAACCAUUGUCCAAUUAGUUGUGCAAUAUUCGACAGCUUCUGUUCAGAACCAAACUCAAAUAACUCAAAUAAUUUAAAACCAGUUCCUGGAAAGUUUUUGUGGAAUAAUGAUGCAAUAGAAUCCUACACUAAAAAUAUUCACAGCAAUCUAUUCCAAAUUAAAUUUUCAGAAUUUUUGAGGGAUGAAUUUUCUGAUAGUGAUUCCAUUUCAAAAGCCUUCAGCUCAAUACUUGUUGAAUGUGCAAAAAUAUCGACUAAACUUAUUAAGAGAGGACCUAGGCAUAAAACUCGUAAAAAUAAGAAAAAACCGUGGUUCUCACAGUCAUGUUCUGAUCUGAGAAUUACAGUAAAAAAUUAUGAAAAACUUGUAAACAAGAACCCUUUUAAUGGAGAAUAUAGGAAAAUGUUCUAUACAUACAAGGCAAAAUACAGAAGAUUAUGUAAAUUUGAGGAGCAAAAUUACAGAAACACAAUAUGUAAUGACAUUAACAACAAUAUUAAUAAAAAUCCAAAGUCAUUCUGGAAAUUACUCAAUAAAUUAGAUAAUAAAAUCAAUACUGGACAAAUUUCAUCUCAUGAUGUUCACCCUGAGGAAUUUUAUCAGUUUUUUAAAAAACUUAACAAAGCUGACAACAAUCACAAUAAUUUUCAUAAAAGUAUAAUAGAUAAAUUUCAUGUCUUGAAAGAAAAACUACAUCAUAACCAUUUCCUUGAACCAGAAAUUACUGUCGCUGAAAUAAGGAAUGCCCUUAAAUCCCUGAAAAAUGGAAAGAGUUCUUCUAUAGAUAUGAUAUCAAAUGAAAUGUUAAAAAAUGGGGGAUCUGUAAUGCUGAAACCUCUUGAAAAAUUAUUUAACUUUAUACUUAAUUCUGGUAUAUUCCCAAAAAGUUGGAAUGAGAGCUACUUAGUUUUACUGUAUAAGUCGGGUAAUAGGCUCGAUCCUAAUAACUACCGAGGUAUAUCAAUUACUUCAAAUCUAGGAAAACUUUUCAACAGAAUAAUACAUACUAGGCUACUUGAAUUUGUAAACUCUGCAUCACUGAUAAGUGAAAACCAAAUUGGUUUCAAGGAAAAUUGUAGAACAUCAGACCAUUUAUUCUCAAUAAAAACAAUAAUUGACCACUACAAAAACAAAAAGGUUUAUGCUGCUUUUAUUGAUCUUAGAAAAGCAUUUGACACUGUAUGGAGAUUAGGUUUAUUUUAUAAACUUCUUGAAUGUAAUAUUUCCCAAAAAAUGUUCAAUAUUUUAUUUUCAAUGUAUAGUAAUACAAUGAGUAGAAUCAAAUUUUCUGAUGGAUUAAGUGAUGUAUUCAAUUCUGAGUGUGGUGUCAAACAAGGGGAUGUCUUAAGCCCCACACUUUUUAAUGUUUUUAUUGAUGGUAUUGUCCAUGACUUACAAAAUGGAAAUUGUGAUCCUGUACAAGUAAACAAUAUGCAUGUAAAUUGUCUGUUAUAUGCUGAUGAUAUUGUAAUCUUCUCAGAAAGCAAAAGCGGUUUACAAACCAGUCUUGAUAUUCUCAGUAACUAUUGCUCAAAUUGGAAACUCCAAGUUAAUGUAGAUAAAUCUAAAGUUAUGAUAUUUAAUUCAAAUGGCAAGCCUCAAGGAAAUGAAUUUAGUUUUAAUGGUAAUGCAAUACAAAUUGUACCAAGAUACUGUUAUUUAGGUAUUAUGAUGAAAUGUAAUAGGAAGUUUAAUUUAGCAACAGCUGUGCUUAUUGAAAAGGCCAGAAAAGCAUGUUUUAAAAUGAAAAGAAUUAUUGGAUUUGAUAACCCAUGUAAACUUUUAGAAAAACUCUUUGAUGCUAUUGUACUUCCAGUUCUUCUCUAUUGUAGUGAAAUAUGGGGAGUGGAUCUCUCAUCCAAAGAUAUUUCAAAUGUUGAAAAUUUUCACUUAAAAUUCAUUAAAGACAUCCUUGGAGUGCACUGCAAAACAUCCAAUGCUGGUUGUUUAGCAGAACUUAAAAGACUACCACUUUGGUCCAAAAUUUCCCUCUCAAGUAUCAAAUAUUGGAAUCACCUGAAAACUUCUGAUUCUUUGGCCUUUAAACUUUACCAAUCCACAAUUAACUGUAAUUCUUGGACUAAGAAAUUAUUUUCUAUUCUUGAUAAUCUUGGAUUCUCUAACAUUAUAAAAUAUACAGGUUCCAUCCAACACCUUUUACCAAACAUUAAACAAAGAAUCAUAGAUCAGUGCACUCAAGAGCAAACAUCAAAAAUCUUUGGUUCAGAAAAACUUGAUCUCUUCAAGAAAGUAUACUCAGGAAAAAGAAGUCCUUAUGUUGAUUUACUCAAAAAAAGAUCUGAGAGAUCCUCUCUUAGUAAAAUUAGACUAAGCGCACAUAAACUUGCAAUAGAAAGUGGUAGAUAUAUUUCCACAUCAAGAAAUGAAAGAUAUUGUAAUGUUUGUAAUACUGGUGUGAUUGAGGAUGAAAUACAUUUUCUUUUUCACUGUAAUUCUUACUCUAAGCUAAGAAACGCAUUCUUUAGUAAUAUUUAUAACAUAACAAAGAAAAAUAUUAAUCUUAGCAAUGAGAAAUAUAUGCUACAAUUAUGUAUAAACAGUAAUAUACAAAAAGUCUUGAAAGUUACUGUUAAAUAUAUCAGAGACUGUUUUGAUCUUAGAAGUCAAUUACUUGACAAUUCUUGAAAAAAUAUGUAAACAUUAUUUAAUGUUGUUCAGUGGGCCUUUGCCAAUUAUUGUAAUUGUGUUUGUGCCA